AUGACGAUCUUCACACCGAUAGGGCGCAGUGCCCUCGCCAUGGCUCACGCAUCAGAGACGGCGUUGCUGAUGACUGGAUGCAGGCAAGCACGCCCUAUUGACUCCUACAGGGAACCAUUCCCUGAGUUCACGGACUCCAAUAUCGCGAGCCAAAGCUACUUAAACCACUCCGGCAUGAAUUAUUCCACAUCUCAAUCAAGCUAUGUCAACAAUCAUCACCCUCUAAAUUUGUUGGAGGGAAAUCAAUGUCGUGACUCUGUUUCAAAUUUGUUGAAGGGCCAUUCGCAUCAUUACAGUGGUGUUAUGCAUGCUUCGUUACCAGAUGAAACAGCUCUUCUCGUUGCAAACUAUCUCCACCAGUUGCGCCUGAGAUUUGGGACGGACAUGACUCUAGACCAAGCGAUUCGAAUAUGUGACCCAAAGCCUAUGCACAGCCAGAUGGGAAGAGAUGAUCUUGUUUCGAACGUUAGUUCACCUUCGACGAGCUACACAGGUGCCCAAUCUAGCAGAUCUGCGACUCGCCAGUCGACACCCAGCGGGAGGGCUCAUUUCAGGUCCAGUGCUGUCACCCGGACCAACCACGAGAUAUUCCGAGACGGUAGCAGAUUAAAGGUCAGGUGUCACGAAGGCCCUUGCAGCGGCAAUGUAUUAAUGAAGGACAAUUAUGCCCGGCACGUGCGUGAACACCAUCUUGGUGGGAAGAGGAAGGCAGGAGGGAGCUCUACACGGCGUGUUAAUCCCGGAAUGAAAUGAUGGGCAUCCUGCACCACCGUGCUAUGGUUGUAGCACGGAAGAUUGGCUGAUGUGGAACAAAGGCAUGGCCAUGCCAGGCUCUUAAAGGGCAUGUCGCAUUUGUUUUAUUUAAUAAGGUAUCUCUCCUGUAGACGUGA
Suillus subalutaceus is the source of this 890-nucleotide messenger RNA. RefSeq lists its product as uncharacterized. The transcript has 5 exons. The record is from RefSeq and is a predicted model, not a curated record. Lineage: Eukaryota; Fungi; Basidiomycota; Agaricomycetes; Boletales; Suillaceae. Bases 1 to 753 code for a protein of 250 amino acids.